This is a messenger RNA of Polypterus senegalus (gray bichir), 1482 nucleotides long. RefSeq lists its product as uncharacterized. The record is from RefSeq and is a predicted model, not a curated record. Gene Ontology annotation, molecular function: aldose reductase (NADPH) activity. The coding region runs from base 55 to 1020 and encodes 321 amino acids. The transcript has 10 exons. Lineage: Eukaryota; Metazoa; Chordata; Cladistia; Polypteriformes; Polypteridae. Gene Ontology annotation, cellular component: cytosol.
ACCCAUAGUAGUGUGUUUCCGUAAACUCAAGACUGAGUGCAGCAUUGGAAGGCCAUGGCAAGUGUCCCCGAAACUUCUGUUAGACUCAACAGUGGCUACCACAUGCCACUCCUUGGCUUUGGCACAUGGCAGAUCACUCAACCGGAUGUGGUUCAAAGUUCAGUGGAAGCAGCCAUUGCCGCUGGUUACAGACAUAUAGACACAGCUUUCAGCUAUGAGAAUGAGAAGAACAUUGGGGCAGCCAUAAGAUCCCAAAUCCAGAAAGGAAUCAUCAAGCGAGAGGACAUGUUUAUAGUUAGCAAGUUAUGGGUUACCUACAUGGCUCCAGAAGAUGUCCCCCUGUGCCUAAAUAAAACACUGAGUGACCUGCAGCUUGACUGCGUGGAUUUGUAUCUCAUUCAUUUCCCGUUUGCUUUGCAACGAAAAGGCAAUGAACUCUUUCCAAAGGAAGACGGCAAAAUGCUAACUUUAGACAUUGAUUAUGUUGAAACCUGGAAGGCAAUGGAAUCUUUGGUGUCUAAAGGUCUGGCAAAAAGCAUUGGUGUGUCAAAUUUCAACAUUUCUCAGCUGAAAAGAUUGCUUGCUUCUGCCAAGAUACCACCAGCUGUGAAUGAGGUUGAGUUGCAUCCCUAUUUAGUCCAGAGUGACCUAGAGAAGUUUUGUAAAUCUAUGAAUAUUAUGCUGACAGCUUUCUGCCCACUUGGAUCACCAAACAGACCCCAGGAAUAUCACAGGGGAGAAAAAGACCCUGAAAAUUUGUUGCAGGACCCUGUUGUAGCUGAGAUAGGAAGGAAGCACAAGAAGAGCCCAGCACAGGUUCUUCUACGAUAUCAUAUAGAAAGAGGAGUCGCUGUCAUUCCAAAAAGUGUGAAACCCAAUGAAAUUCUGGAGAAUACUAAGAUUUUUGACUUUACUUUGGAUAAAGAAGACAUGAAGAAUCUGGAAAGUCUGAACAAAGGCUGGAGGGCAUGUAUUCUUGAAGAAUUGAAGGAUCAUGUUCACUAUCCAUUCAAAGACUAGUAAUACUAGUGAAGAACAUUACUACAAAAGGACGACAAAUAAUUACAUUAAUAUACAGCAGAACACAAAUCAUGUUAACUGCAUCCUUUUCAAAAGAGCUGUCAAAAAAUCAGUAAAAUAAAAUGAAUGCGUCUUUUAUCCAGACUGAACAUCUAAUGUGGCCAGGAGCUACAAACAACUCCAGAAAAUGUAUCUAAUAAUAGUUUACAGAAAAAUGUGUUAACCAUUACAACUGUAUGCUUGGGAUUGUAAAUUAGUGCCCGAUAAGAACAGUAAGAUGAUAUUUAAUAUUUUGGUCCACUGUUAAAUACAAUGUUUGAAAUACUCACAUCUGCUGAUGUUACAACUGUCUUUUCUUCCUUUUUUUUCUGUUUUGCUUUUAAACCUAAAUGUAAUGAUGCAUCAUUUUUACAAUAAAAUGAAUAGAGAGGUUCAUUAUGAAAAUCUCAAUAGCACUGUCAA